Messenger RNA from Funneliformis geosporum, 330 nucleotides. Lineage: Eukaryota; Fungi; Glomeromycota; Glomeromycetes; Glomerales; Glomeraceae. The record is from the annotation of a GenBank genome assembly.
AUGGAUGAGAAAACAGAUUUCAAUACAAUUGCUAUUUUCCAGAACCUUAUUCCUGAAGAAGCUGAAAAUCUUAACUGUAAAUAUAUGAGUAAUGAUGACUGGGAUAAUCUUUGCAAAAAGAAGUUCAUAGAACGUUUUAGCCCACCUGAACCUCAGAAACAUUUUUUACCUAAAAAUAAUUUUGAAAAAUCUGUAGCAGAAGACUUGCAUAAAUCUUAUUCAGCAAAUCAUUGGAAGGUUAUAAGGGAACUCUUUCAAGUAUUAGGCUUUACUGGCAUUGAUGACAGGUGUAUUCUUUCUGGUGAUACUGCAUCAGAAUCAUUGACAUGA